CAAUAAGCGCGUGUUAGAAUUGCGUAGAAACCCGAUGUCAUCCUAUAUUAUCGACCUAAGAUGAUAUAGGUACCGGAUAUCGUCACGAAACAAGUUCAUUAAACUGUAGAAUACAUUGACAAAUAGUAAAAAGAUAACAUUAUAUCCAGAUGUGUAACUUAUUGCCAAAUUAUCAAGUCACACCCGAUUGUAGUGAGACCUAUGAAACGGACUCGGAAUUCGCAUAUUCUGAAAACAAAGAUAUCAAGAGUUCCGAGGCUUCGAGGCAGAAAUCUAAACAAAACAAGGAAAGUAAUCCAAACACUAAAUCACCAUUGAAAACUAUUAACUAUAAAUCAAAACUAUCACAGCAUAAUUCAAUCAUAAAACCUUCAUCUCAUUCGAAAUUUGAUCAUGUAUCAUCAACAUCUUCAUCAAAAAAAUCAAAUUUCAAUAAGAAAUUCUCAUCAAGUGUUCUAGAUAGAUGGGAAUCCAAUCAGUUCGCAUUAGCUGAUGCAAAUAGUUUAAUUAUACAAUUGAAUAAAGAAUUAAAAGAUUGCAAAUUAGAAUUGAAAACUUUACAAAGACAAUAUAAAAUGCAAGCUGUACGACUGGAUAAAGCUAUAGGACAAGAAGCUGAUAUGCCACAAAUUGUUGAUCGUUUAAAUUCAGAAAUACGUACAUUACAAGUUCGUCUACGUGAAAAAACUCUACAAUCAUGUGUAGAUCAAAGAAAAAUUCACGAACUACAACAACGUAUUUAUGUAUUGGAGAAAACAAUUGAUGAAAAACAUAAUCAAUCUCAAUAUACUGAUGAAGGAUCAUCGGUAUCACACAAACGAAACAAUAAAAAUUAUGACAUAUCUAUAGAAUUACAAGAAGAAAAGAAGAAAAAUUCGCAAUUAAAACAUCAAUUAGAUGUAUUAACAAAAAAUCAUAAACAACAAAUCAAUAUGAAUAAUGAAAAACUACGAAAUUUACAACAAGAAUAUCAACAUUUAAAAGAUAAACUUCACGAAAGAACUCAACAACUACAGGAGAAAACAAAAUUACUAGAAUUACAAAAUGUUUAUAGUCAUCGUAUUCCAAAAAAUCUCAUUUUAAGUCAUUUAUCUAGUUUAUCAUCUAUCUAUUCUACUACAAACGAAAUGGAAAAUCAUAAUGAUCAUAAAGAAGAAACAUCGAAAUCUAAUAAUCCAUUAAUUGAUCAAUAUAAAUGUAACUCAAAUGAUAAAUAUUCACCUAGGCUACCACCAAUCACUGUGAAUGAUAAUAAUAACAAUAAAAUCAAUAAUGAUGUAUCAUUAUCAUCUCAAUAUGUCACUAUGUGUAAAGGAUUGGAACAAAUGCCUAGAAUAGACAAUAACAUAGAAUCCAACUUAGAAGGAUAUCCAUUGAUGAUCAAUGGAAAACUAUCAAAUGAUAAUGAACAUCACGUAGAUGAGAUAAAAGAAAAUUCAUCGAAAGAAGUUAUUGGGAAUCAUCAAUCAAAUGAUUUCAAUCUUCAAAACAAUAAAGAAAAUCAAAUGAAUAAUAAUAAUGAUCUUUCCAUUGAUCAUAAUCAAACUGAUGAACUAUAUACUACUCAAAUGAAACAAGAAAGUAAUAUAAAUAAGAAAAACACAAAAAACACAGUAGAAAAUGAAAUAGAAGACAGAAAAUAUAAAUUACAUUUAAUACAAACACUUCAAGAAAUCGAUAAAAAAGACAAUAAUCAUAAACAAUAUGAAAAUGAUAUUACAUCACAAUUCAAUGCAUUACAUAAUCCUGUUACCAAUUCAAAGAAUAAUAAUACUGGAAAGACAAGAGAAGAAGAACUAUGGAAUGAUUUAUUUGGAUCGAUAAAGGAUAAUGUCAAUAAAACAUCGGAAGUGAUAAAUCAACAUCAAUCUUCUAAUAAUGGAAUUUUAUUCAGUAACAAUUCGAACAUUAUCAAUGCAUCUAUACACAAUUCGAAUUGGAAAACAGGAAUUAAUCAGAGAAAUAAUAAUAAUAAUCAAGAUAACUUAAAAGAUACUUUCAAACAACCAUCAUGGUUAGCAUUUCAUAAAACAGUUAAUCAACUAUCAAAUGAAUCCAACAUGAUUAACAAUCGGAAUUCAUUCAAUCGAUUGAUUGAUCAUAACAUCACUGCACAAUUAGAUAAUAUUGAUAAUGAUAUUGAAGUAUUACAAAUUUGAUCAUGGAAAUGUCUAGUUUUAUUAUUCCUUUAAAAUUAUCAUCCAAUUGUAAGUAAUUACCUAACUGUUACAAAUAGUCCAUUUGUUUAUUCAUUAUCAGUAUUACAUAAGAAAAAAAUGUUAAUUAUCAUUAUUAAGAUGAUUAUGGCAUAUUACUGUUAUGUGUGAUGUGAAUUUAAACAAUGUAAUUUAUGUGUAUAAACAUAUACAAAUGUGUUACUAUGUGAAUAAUUAGUUUUCAUUAAAAGUACCAAAUAAAUUACUUGUAAAUCUAUG
Messenger RNA from Schistosoma haematobium, 2435 nucleotides. RefSeq names its product Lebercilin (gene LCA5). The record is from RefSeq and is a predicted model, not a curated record. The transcript is spliced from 11 exons. Bases 150 to 2159 code for a protein of 669 amino acids. NCBI's taxonomy places the organism in Eukaryota, Metazoa, Platyhelminthes, Trematoda, Strigeidida, Schistosomatidae.